This is a messenger RNA of Chenopodium quinoa (quinoa), 1969 nucleotides long. RefSeq names its product transcription factor MYB83-like. The record is from RefSeq and is a predicted model, not a curated record. The coding region runs from base 50 to 1294 and encodes 414 amino acids. The transcript has 2 exons. NCBI's taxonomy places the organism in Eukaryota, Viridiplantae, Streptophyta, Magnoliopsida, Caryophyllales, Amaranthaceae.
UUAAAAUUAGACUAGUUAGGGUUCAUUUCGAUUUUGAUACAUACAUAUAAUGAGAGGACCUAAUACAAUGGUUAAGGAUCACAAAGAGAAAAGUAGCAAGUGCAACAAUAAUAAUAAUACUAGUACUAUUAGUAGUAAGAACAAUAACAAUCAUGUAGUGAAAUUGAGGAAAGGAUUAUGGUCACCCGACGAAGAUGAUAAACUUAUGAAUUACAUGUUGAGGAAUGGGCAAGGGUGUUGGAGUGACAUUGCGAGGAAUGCCGGCCUCCAAAGGUGCGGUAAGAGCUGCCGCCUUCGAUGGAUUAAUUACCUCCGCCCUGACCUUAAGCGAGGCGCUUUCUCUCCUCAAGAGGAACACCUUAUUCUCCACCUUCAUUCCGUCCUUGGUAACAGGUGGUCUCAAAUUGCAGCCCGUCUUCCAGGGCGAACCGACAACGAAAUCAAGAAUUUUUGGAACUCCACCAUUAAGAAAAGAUUGAAACAAAACAACAAUUGUAACAACAACAAUAACAAUGUAUCAUCAAUGGAUGAUCCAAGCAGCUUGCUAAGCGACACCACCGAUAUAAUGAACCCUAUUCAUCACCACAACAACUAUGUAAUAGGUCAAGAAGUAAUGUUUCCAUCAUCUAUGAACGAUCAUGCAACAAGUCAUCAUCAUCAUCAAGGUUUCAUGACAUCUGCUGCUGCUUAUAACAACUUGUGCGGCAUAGAUUCAUCUAUAAUAUCAACCUCUCCUUCAUCUCCUUCGAUGCACACGGCCGCGAGCUCCAUAACUAGCGUGGCGACCAACCAAUUUGACAACUCUCUGCCUCCUCUUCUUGAGAGUAACGGUUAUGAGAUAAGUGUUAGCAUGUCCAAUUUUGCAUGCCUAGGACAACAACAAGAAAUGGUUGAUCACCAAGGUCAUUUUGGUAAUUUUGUGGGGUGUGACGACCAAAUCCAAGUAUUCCAUGAUCUUCAACACUUUGGUACACAAGCAGGAAUGAAUUAUAGCAACAACCAUAGUAGUAAUAUUAUCGCGAACACAACAACAACCAACACGAGUGAAAUGUUGUUCCAUAGGAAUAAAAUCUGCAACGAAAUCGUUAUAAGUGACAUUGAGAGUUGGGGUGAUAUGGUCAAAAUCGAUCAAGACGGAGGCAAUUAUAAUGGUAAUAAUUAUGGGAAUAAUGGUAAUAGUAAUGAUAAUGAUAAUAAUAACGGAAAAGAAGGAAACUUAAAAAUGGGAGAAUGGGAUAGUUUGGAGAGUUUGUUGGGAGAUGUUUCCUUUCCUUUCCUUGAAUUUCAAGUUUAAUCCCUCCUUAGCUUGGACAGACCUACCUUUUGUCUCUAGCGACCAAUCCGAAUUAUCUAGUAUUUAGGUACAUACGUGUCUAGUUCGUUACUUCCAUUUUUAUACAUACGGCCAUAAUUUUACACACAAAAUUUUGCCGGAUUACACCUACCUAGCUACGUUACAUACCCUUCGACUCCAUCUUAAUCAUCCUCAUCCUCAUCCUCAUCCUCAUCUUCAUCCGAUACUAUUAUCGAUCAUUUGUUUAUUAAGUUCCGUUAUUUUUGUCCUCUACUUGAAGAUUUUGCUUAGAAUAAACGAUAAUGCAAUAAGGAAAUAGAUAGGAAAGGAGUAAGUGUGAAUAGUGAAUUGUUGUUAUACACUUGUGGAGAAGAGAAUAAGUUUAGGUAGGAUAUACUGUAGAAUACUUGCACCUUUGUAUAAUGUUAAAUUGUUACUGUACAAAACAAAAAAGACAGAAUAAUUAAGCCAUUAAAAAAAUUGUAUACACAUUUGUUUUUCUUUUUCCAUAUUGAAAUGCUAAUUAGACAUACAUAGUAUAAAAUAUCUCUCUCAAAUUAAGCUAGUCAUCAUAUUUCUUUUUUUAGCACUUCUAAAAAUAAAUAAAAAAAAAAUUUGUAUUGUUACCUCUCCAUAAAUAGUUUUGUUUUAUGCCCCUAGCUAUAAGUACAUGAU